CGUAAUUUUUCUUAAAUGCCCAUUUCUAGUUACUUGUGGGAACCAGAAGCGGUCAUUUUAGAGAAAUGCUUGGCCUUUAGGUUCAGCCUCAUCCACUUUACUUCUCGGUUCCUUCAAUCUUCUGUAUUGGCCGUUCAAACUUCAAAGCGUACCCAAUUGGGGCAAAGCAGAGCUUCCAAGUUCACUACCUUCGCUGUGCCGCGGCCGUACUCCCGUGAAGUAGACAUGAUCAACGCUGGAUGUUUCGCGUGCGCCAAUUCCAUCCUCCUCUCUCAUCUGACUAAAUCUUCUAUUGCUACCCCAUAUUUUCCUAUUUCCUUCCAAAACCAUAGCGCGCACAAACCGUUAACUGCUUGCAGCCCCAACUCAAAGAUCCAAUCUUUCCGAGUUAAUGCAGCGGGUUUUAACCGAAACACAAAACCAAAUAGCAUUGUUUGCAGCGACUGUGAUGGAAAUGGUGCAAUAUUAUGCACGCAAUGCAAAGGAACUGGGGUAAAUUCUGUUGAUCACUUCAAUGGACAAUUUAAGGCUGGUGGAUUAUGUUGGCUUUGCAGGGGGAAACUGGAUAUCUUAUGUGGUAAUUGCAAUGGUGCGGGCUUUGUUGGUGGCUUCAUGAGUACAUAUGAUGAAUAGAUCAUGAACAAUAAAGGUUCCAUAAGUUUGUGUAUGAUGGAGCAUUCUGCUUCGAACUCACAUGCCUUUCUACUUUUAAUAAUCAUGUACUCCGUGAUAAGUUAUGCUUGUAGUUAUUGUUAAAAUGUCUACUAUUUGAUCCUACAUGUCUAUAUAGCUCAAA
Molecule: messenger RNA, 796 nt
Organism: Dendrobium catenatum
Lineage: Eukaryota; Viridiplantae; Streptophyta; Magnoliopsida; Asparagales; Orchidaceae
Exons: 4
Coding region: 16-633 (205 amino acids)
Cellular component (GO): protein folding chaperone complex; chloroplast stroma
Molecular function (GO): protein folding chaperone
Source: RefSeq, a predicted model, not a curated record